AUGCGUUUGUUAGCUGCUAUUAGUGUUGGUCUACUGGGUGCUUCCACCGCUCAUGCUGUGGGUGAGUUGGCUUUCAACCUAGGUGUCAAGAAGAAAGACGGAACCUGUAAAUAUUUGCAGGACUACAAGAAUGAUCUCGAAGCUUUAAAGCCAUACACAGAUACUGUUAAGUUUUAUGCUUCCUCUGACUGUAACACUUUACAAUAUCUAGCCCCUGCAGCUGAUCAGGAAGGAUUCAAGCUAUUUGUUGGUAUCUGGCCCGACGAUGAUGCUCACUUUGCUGCUGAGAAAGAGGCUUUACAAAAGUAUUUGCCCGAGAUUAAGUCUUCCACCGUUCGGGGUUUCUUAGUCGGUUCUGAGUCUUUAUAUCGUGAUGAUAUAUCUGCUUCUGAUCUAGCCAAAAGGAUCAAGGAAGUUCGUGAUUUGCUACCAAGCAUCAAGGACUCCCAAGGAAAUUCUUAUGGUGGUAAGCUUGUAGGUACCGUUGACUCUUGGAAUGUUAUUGUCGAUGGUGCCACUCGUCCUGUCAUUGAAGAGGCUGAUUUCGUUAUGGCUAACGCCUUUUCAUACUGGCAAGGUCAAACAAUGAACAAUGCGUCCUUCUCGUUCUUUGACGACAUCAUGCAGGCUCUUCAAUCCAUUCAGACUGUCAAGGGUACCACCGAUAUCACCUUCUAUGUAGGUGAAACUGGCUGGGCUACUGAAGGCAGUAGCUUCCAAGACUCUGUGCCAUCCUUGGAUAACGCUAAACAGUUCUGGAAGGAGGGUAUUUGUGCCAUGAGAGCAUGGGGAGUAAACGUUAUUGUUUUUGAGGCCUUCGACGAAGAAUGGAAGCCAAUAACCUCCGGUAUGGACGGUGUCGAAAACCAUUGGGGUGUCUGGACCUCCGAUAGGCAAUUAAAAUACAAACUAGAUUGCGAUUUUGAUUGA
Eremothecium cymbalariae DBVPG#7215 is the source of this 930-nucleotide messenger RNA. RefSeq names its product glucan 1,3-beta-glucosidase (gene BGL2). The record is from RefSeq and is a predicted model, not a curated record. Gene Ontology annotation, biological process: carbohydrate metabolic process; cell wall organization. The coding region runs from base 1 to 930 and encodes 309 amino acids. Gene Ontology annotation, cellular component: fungal-type cell wall; cell surface; extracellular region. Gene Ontology annotation, molecular function: 1,3-beta-glucanosyltransferase activity; glucan endo-1,3-beta-D-glucosidase activity. The transcript has a single exon. NCBI's taxonomy places the organism in Eukaryota, Fungi, Ascomycota, Saccharomycetes, Saccharomycetales, Saccharomycetaceae.